This is a messenger RNA of Penicillium griseofulvum, 690 nucleotides long. Its product is annotated as putative 2-hydroxychromene-2-carboxylate isomerase. The record is from RefSeq and is a predicted model, not a curated record. The transcript has 4 exons. Gene Ontology annotation, molecular function: glutathione transferase activity; glutathione peroxidase activity. NCBI's taxonomy places the organism in Eukaryota, Fungi, Ascomycota, Eurotiomycetes, Eurotiales, Aspergillaceae. Gene Ontology annotation, biological process: glutathione metabolic process. The coding region runs from base 1 to 690 and encodes 229 amino acids. Gene Ontology annotation, cellular component: peroxisome; mitochondrion.
AUGUCUGCUCCUAAGAUUACAUGUUAUGUCGACAUUGUCAGUCCCUUCGCAUAUAUUGGGUUUUAUGUGCUGCAGAACUCACCCACCUUUGCAGGUUGUGAAAUCACAUAUGUUCCGAUUCUACUUGGAGGUUUGAUGAUUACAUGUGGCAAUAAACCUCCACUUCAAAUCAAAAAAACUUAUGAAUAUCGUUCCCAUUCAGAUAAGAAACCCUACAUAGUCCAACAGCGACUGCGAUGGGCGAAAUACUUCUCAGUCCCGAUUAUCGAGAAGUUCCCUAAAGACUUCCCCUUCGGCACGUUGUCCGUACAACGUGCGCUGUGCGUGAUCUCUCAGAAAGCACCAGGAAAGCUAGCUCCAGUGAUUGGGGCCCUAUUUCAUGCGGCUUGGGUUGAAGGUAACACAGCAAUCGGUGAACCUGAUCACUUCGGCCCUGUGAUCGAGUCCAUAUUUGGGAAGCAAGAGACGCUUGAAAUAAUGUCUGCUAUGAACAACCCCGACACCAAAGCCCUUCUGGCUGCGGGUACUGCUCGGUCUUUUAACUCGGGAGCUUUUGGGCUGCCGUGGUUCGAGUGCACGAACUCCAAAGGCGAGACCGAGGGCUUCUGGGGUGUCGACCAUUUAGGACAAGUGGCUGAUUUCCUGGGUUUGGAUCGCGCCCUCGAGAAAGGAUUUAGAGCAACUCUCUAG